This is a messenger RNA of Aspergillus wentii DTO 134E9, 539 nucleotides long. RefSeq lists its product as uncharacterized. Bases 89 to 385 code for a protein of 98 amino acids. Lineage: Eukaryota; Fungi; Ascomycota; Eurotiomycetes; Eurotiales; Aspergillaceae. The transcript is spliced from 2 exons. The record is from RefSeq and is a predicted model, not a curated record.
AUUGCAUUUAAUUUCACCAUGGUCUUGGUCAUUACUUAUCUGACGCGUGUUCGACGCCGCUGACAGGGGAUGCGUUAAGGAUUGGAGUAUGGUUCAUUUCUGGGAUAAUUAUGAUUUAUUUUCAGGGAUUGGUUUCCUUUGGGUUUUUUCUUUUGUUUUCUGGAGGGAUUCCCAGAUAAGUCUUUUUUUUCUGUUAUUUUUUUAUUUUUGUUACCCCAUCGAUAUAUCGAUACUGUAUGUAAUACCGGCCCAAAGAUCGACCGGCCCGAUCCGGAGGGUCAGCAGGGCAAGACGUGAUGAAUUUGGACGUUUUCAGAUAGAGAAAAAAAAAACAGCAAUAGAAAUGAUUGUUACUGAUGAGUCACUCCCUCUGGAUAGAAAGUGAUGGCAGCCCAGCUGUCGUGGAGGUGUCGGGGAGGAAAAUAACCUUCGUCAGGAACCGUAACGGAGGCAGAUCAGGACAGCGUCAUGGCGGCCCGAUAAGAAACACUGAUGGACCCCCGUUGAACCCAUUGGACCCAUUGGACUCGUUCGACUCG